Molecule: messenger RNA, 741 nt
Organism: Paramecium sonneborni
Lineage: Eukaryota; Ciliophora; Oligohymenophorea; Peniculida; Parameciidae
Source: the annotation of a GenBank genome assembly
AUGAAAUUUAUGAAAUUUUAGUAUUUAUUAAAUGAUGAAUAAAAAGUGCUAUACUAUUUUUUAUUAUUUAAAAAAAGAUUUAAUAAAAUUUAAAAUGGAAUCUCCAUAUAAAUAUGGAAUGCUAUUUGUUUAUUUAGGAUUAAAAUUUUUAGAUUUCUAUUUUUCAAAAAAAAUAAAAAUUUUUAAUAAAUGAAUUAGAUAAUUUAAGCACCUAAAUAAAUAGAUUCCAAAAAUAUUUAGAAAUAUUGUCCAAAAUGUAAAAGAAUACCAUAAAUACCUAGUAUAUUAAAAACUACUGGAUAUAUUUAUUAUUUAGAAUGUUUACAAUAAAUGGUUAUAAAGAAUGAAAUCACUAAUAAAAUUAUUAUUAUUAUAAUACAAUUAACACCAUUUAUGAUACAAAUGGUAUUGUUGUUUUCGUAAUAAAAUUUAGUAUUUUUAAUUUUGUAUUAAUUUCAUAGCAUUAGCAGAUAUGACAAUACAUAUCUAAUAAAAAUGAUAAUUAAUUAUAAAUUAGCAUAACCAAAUCUUUUGAUUAAUCUUUCAUUUAUUAAGAAAUAAAUUGAUUAUCUUUAACUUAAGCAAAAUAGUUAUUAAGCUUCACUUAAGAAAGAACUAACAAAUUUAAGUGUUUCUUAAAAUGAACCAUAAGAUUUCAUCAUUUAAGUAUAUUCAUCAAAUUUAAUUGGUUUAAUGUAAUAGGAUGUGUCAAAAAUCUUGAUCCUAUUUGAACCUCGAUGA